This is a messenger RNA of Aspergillus pseudotamarii, 520 nucleotides long. RefSeq lists its product as uncharacterized. The coding region runs from base 186 to 353 and encodes 55 amino acids. Lineage: Eukaryota; Fungi; Ascomycota; Eurotiomycetes; Eurotiales; Aspergillaceae. The record is from RefSeq and is a predicted model, not a curated record. The transcript has 2 exons.
AAAUCACAACUUAAUUAUGACUAAGACGGGCACCUUUUUUUUUUCUUUUCUAUUUAAAUACUUGCUUUUUCAACCACCAAUUACUACUACCGAGGAACCUUACUCUGUACAGUUGCUAUAUUAUAUUACAACUACACUACUUCUCCAAUACAUAUACAUAUAAAUAUCCAAACUCCAACUUCAAAAUGUGCAUGAAAGCAACCUGUUCUACCUGCCACAAAACUUCGUGGUGGGGUUGCGGAGCGCAUAUUCCCUCUGUUUUGGAUGCCGUGCCCGAGAGUGAGCGCUGCACGUGUACGCCCAAGGUUGAGCGGGAUGGAAAGGAGUAUCCGCCUAAGGCUGAGAAGGCGUGACUAGCCGGUUGUUCGAUUCUCUGAGAAAGGUGUUUUUGGUGGCGAGGGGAGUAAGUUGGGUUUGAUGAGGUGGUGGUGAUAUUGGGGGGGGCGGGGAUUACUGGAGUCUACUGUGUGGGUUUUUGUUCAUUUCUGAGAAUAAAACAUAUUCUUUUUUUUUAUUUUCU